Polypterus senegalus (gray bichir) is the source of this 1689-nucleotide messenger RNA. RefSeq names its product prostaglandin D2 receptor-like. Gene Ontology annotation, molecular function: prostaglandin D receptor activity. The transcript has 2 exons. NCBI's taxonomy places the organism in Eukaryota, Metazoa, Chordata, Cladistia, Polypteriformes, Polypteridae. Gene Ontology annotation, biological process: G protein-coupled receptor signaling pathway; inflammatory response; positive regulation of cytosolic calcium ion concentration. Bases 336 to 1394 code for a protein of 352 amino acids. The record is from RefSeq and is a predicted model, not a curated record. Gene Ontology annotation, cellular component: plasma membrane.
UAUCUGGAAAUGGAUAUACAACAUACUUGCUCAGCCCGCUUCCCAACAAUUACCAUAGCUCAGCGGCAGUGAAUAGCGUGUGACGUCACACACAUUCGGACUACUCUCAACAGACUUAAAACACGGAGCAGCUGCAGCGCUGAAUUCAUGUUAAGACACGCAUGGCGCGGAAUGUAUCUAAAGCGAAGUGCACCAGCUGCAUUAUGAUAACGCGAAUCAAUGGGUGACUGAAGCUACGAAAGCAGCUAUCAGUGAGACACAGUUUUAUUUGUACCAGUAAUUUUGAGAAACAGAUUUAAAGAGCCGACUUCACGCUUUCAGCUGAAAAGACAAGUAUGAGCAAAAUUGACCAGUCUGCAAAUGUGGUACACAGUACCUUUCUAUUCUCCGCAGGACUUCUGGGAAACAUCAUCGCUCUUUGUAUUUUAUAUCAGCACAAACGUAGCUCGAGGAGAAGCCAAGUAUCUGUAUUUUACAUUCUAGUCACGGGUUUAGUGUUAACAGAUCUAUUGGGAAAGAUAAUUGUUAGUGCAAUGGUAUUUGACUGUUAUGCCAAAAACACGAAGUUGGAAGGUUCCAUGUGCCAGGCAUUCGCUCUCCUCAUGGCAUUCUUCGCUCUGUGCUCCAUGUUGAUCCUCCUCGCGAUGGCUCUUGAGUGCUGGCUCUCCAUAGGGCAUCCUUACUUCUACCAGCGCAAUGUCACAAAAAAGAAGGCUAUGAUCAUCUUUCCGGUGAUUGGGUUACUAACGCUCUUGUUUUGCAGUCUGCCCUUGUUAAAGUUUGGGAUUUACAAAAAUUAUCCUCCCGGCACUUGGUGCUUCAUUCGGAUGACAAUGAACGGAACGGAACCGAAUAACGGAACGGAACCGAAUAAGGCUAUAGUCUUCUCAUUACUGUAUGCGAACUUGAUGGGGUUACUGAUCCUGUCCAACGUCAUUUGUAAUAUCGCAGCGAUCGUAAACCUGCAGAAGAUGUACCAGCGCUCCUUGAGAAACUGUACUUUGAAUAACUUUGUCGAAUCGGCUGCGAAUCAAAACACUUAUCCAUGUGACGAGAUAGAUAAUAUGAUAUUGCUUGGGCUCAUGACUAUCCUCCUCAUCAUCUGCUCGACUCCUCUCACUGUGCGGGCAUACAUUGGAGCAUUUGCUCCAGAUGGAAACGAAGAAAAAGACUUGGUUGCUCUGCGUUUUCACUCUAUAAACUCUAUAGUUGACCCCUGGGUAUUCAUCAUCUUCAGAACUUCUCCAUUCAGAGCACUUUUACGCAGACUCUAUAACAAGUUGAUCCAUAAGAAGGCUGCUGUCUCAGCUCGGAACACAAUAAAUGUGCUAUCAUACGGCGACAAUUCAAUUGUGGACCAGCCGCCCAGCAGUGAAACAGACAGAGUGACUUAGUGUCAUGGGAAAGACUAUCAGAAACACAGGGUGCUUCAUCACAUGUAGAUGUUUCUGACUUCUGGAGCUUCAGCCUGAAAACAUGUGAAUAUGUUAGUGGGUAUAGUCUACUUUUUCCAGUUUCAUUAGUUGCUAAAUUGCACAGAACUAUCAAGUACUUAAGAAUACUGUUACUCUCCCUGGUAACCUUGUAAAAUAUAUGAUAACCUCAAAUUUAAUGGAAAAAACAACCCAAAUCGGAUUUUAUUUAUCCCAAUGUAGUGUUUGAUGGAGAUCAUACAUAAAAAAAAAAAAA